This is a messenger RNA of Malassezia restricta, 1599 nucleotides long. Its product is annotated as Mn2 homeostasis protein (Per1). The coding region runs from base 1 to 1599 and encodes 532 amino acids. Gene Ontology annotation, biological process: GPI anchor biosynthetic process. Gene Ontology annotation, molecular function: hydrolase activity, acting on ester bonds. NCBI's taxonomy places the organism in Eukaryota, Fungi, Basidiomycota, Malasseziomycetes, Malasseziales, Malasseziaceae. Gene Ontology annotation, cellular component: endoplasmic reticulum membrane. The transcript has a single exon. The record is from RefSeq and is a predicted model, not a curated record.
AUGAUACCUAUGAGGAAGUUCUUGCGAAACUUUAUAGGUUUGAUUGCUUUGUUUUUGACGCUCAGCGUGAAUGCUUCAGUUGGUGAUCGAUCUUACAAGUUCGCUCUUUGCAGGUCGUCAUGUGCUCAAGACACGUGUAGGAAUCACCGUCCUUUGUCUAUUACGGACGAUACAAUCGUGUUACCAGAUCCUCUACCAUGGUACCUAAUUAUGUUUGGUUGGACGUGCGAGUCGAAUUGUGAAUACCAUUGCACCCAUCGAAUUACCAACGAGGCUCUCAAGCGAGUACAAGAUAUCAAGAUGCGUGUCACCAAUGGAGUGAAAGCAGAGCAAAGCGAGCUCACUCUAUUGAAUGAGCGUUGGGAGUUGCAGCUCGAGGCUGAUCUAGAGAAAGACGUGCGUCUAAGGGAGGCAUGCGGGGCACUUGAGUUCCUUGGACCUUCGGGCAAGUGUCUGCCUCGACUUGCAUCACCACCGCCAGCUUUAAAGACUGAUAGCGAGAUUCGUCGCCAAAUUGAAGCUGAAGUUGCGCGGGAGUUGGCACAGCUUCCUGUCAUUGACAAGCGCACGGUGCAAUACUUCGGUAAAUGGCCCCAGCUCCGUGUACUGGGCAUGCAAGAACCCAUGUCGGCUGUGUUUUCUUUUAUGAAUUUAUGCGUACAAAUUUACGCUAUGAAGAAAUUAUUUCGUGAGCGAUUACCCUUAUCGUUCCCUCUUAGGAACGUGUACCGGUCUCAUGUCAUGAUUGCUGCUGUCGCAUGGAUAGCCAGUACGGUGUUUCACACACGUGAUUUAUGGUGGACAGAGCGCUUCGAUUACUUCUCCGCCGCGGCGGUGCUCAUGUCAGGUCUUUUUAUGUCGCUGUGCCGCAUUUUUCAAGUUCUUCCGCGAACGCCGCUAUUUUCACGUCUUCUAAGUGCCUGUGUCGGUGCAUGGGUCCUACAUGUGCUCUAUCUCUUGUCAAACCGUCGGAUGGACUACACUUAUAAUAUGACUGUCUGUCUUGCGGUGGGUGUGAUUCACAAUCUAUUAUGGAUAAUGUAUGCACGCAUGCCCCGCAUGAUGCAGCAGGUUCGUGUGAUGCUGAUGCGUCUGGCUCACGAUCAUUCGCAUGCACACAGCAAAGCGAUCUUGUCACCGAAGCAGUGCCGCUCGCUUGAGCUGCUUGUUUUGCUUAUGUUUGCUGCGCCAGCACUUGAGCUCUUUGAUUUCCCUCCUUUAUUCCGCUUGCUGGAUGCUCAUGCCUUAUGGCACUGUGCGACGGUGCCUCUUUCGUGGUGGUGGUACCACUGGCUUGUGGAAGAUGCACACGAGUGUUUGGUGACGCAUGCAUGGUUUAUUGAUCAGCAUGGUACAACCGCGGCGGAAUUUGAUGAGCUGCACACCCCCACGCUUCAGAGUGAUGCCAAAUCAGCCGCGGCGACUUCUGCGCUUCCUGUUUCCAUGCAACAACCCAUCGUUGAUACCACGUCUAUUGGCCAGAUGAUGCCUUCGCAUCUGACGCCUUAUGCGACCAGGGUCCACGAGUUUCUCAGGUCACUUCGUGGAUGGACUCGGAAUAUCGCUCAUUCGCUCCGGACCAUGUUUAUAAGCCCAUAA